Drosophila ananassae is the source of this 1620-nucleotide messenger RNA. Its product is annotated as ejaculatory bulb-specific protein 3. The transcript is spliced from 2 exons. NCBI's taxonomy places the organism in Eukaryota, Metazoa, Arthropoda, Insecta, Diptera, Drosophilidae. The record is from RefSeq and is a predicted model, not a curated record. Bases 863 to 1519 code for a protein of 218 amino acids.
CGGAGUUAUGUCACAGUUGGAGUGACGGACGGGUCAGGCCGGUGAUUUAUUGACCCUCCUGGCCCAGGUCCAACUGAAAACGAUCCGCCGCAGACGGUCGAAGAAUCGCCAACGUCAGAGUAGCAUCUCGCAGUCGUAAACGCGCAAAGCACUCAUGAUUUUGCGAGAGUAUAAAGUGUAUUUUUGGUUUUAUGGCCCAUUAUUUUGUUGCCCCCACCAGAGCUAGAAUUAUCAGCAUAAACUGGGCCCCAUUAGCCUCAAGUUGGACUCAAGUACGGCUGACCGUUGAGGCUGAUCCAGGAAACCCCCAAGUCAUGCUUGGCACGGCCAAAAAGUGUCCACAUGGGCGGGGUGCUGGUGCUUCUGGGUAAAUCCCCAAUUACUCAGCCCCGGUCGGGAUAUAAUCAAAUAGACUAAAAGCGAAGCCGAAAUCGAAAACAAAUCGAAUCCAACUCCCAAACAAUCCCCACACACACACUCGAAAGAGCUUUCGAAAUCUGGUUAAGUCUAGACUGGUGCGUGCGAUCCAUGGGGCUAAAGAUAAUUAAAAGGGAAAUGAAAAUGGAAAUGCAUAAAAGUGAUUACCACACAACAGCACUGGCAACAAAGUGCGAUCGUUAAAUCCAGAAAGACUCGGAAACCGAACUCGAGCGACUGGCAAAAUCAACGGCGACAGCUGAAAUUUAAAUUUUCACGUACGUCAAUGCUUUUCCUACGAAUUGUGUGUUUUGUAUGCGAGCAAACAGAGAGAUAAAUCUGUGAUAAAAAAAACACUCCUAAUCCCAUUCCACCCUUUGAACCGCCGGCCCAACUCCGCUGGCUAGCUGGCUGGCUGGCUGGCAGACUGCUUGCCGAAAUUCGUAUGAAAAAACCUAAGUCAGUCAUCGAAAAUCCGGUUCGGUUUGUCAGCUUUGGGGCUACACUGGGUACACUGUGCGGAAAGCUCGGAGUGCGCCCAGAGAGCACUGGCAAUUGCGCGCAGUGUAGCCGCGGGCAAAGCUCCUUGUAUAAAAGCCAGGCAUACAGGCUAACAUCUCGCAAUCCAAGCUGUGCAGUCGUCGUUCGCACAUCCACUCCGCCACUGAACAGGCCACAUCGCUCCGAAAAGAACUCCUCUACAUCCCUCUGCUCCAAGAUGAAAGCUUCGCUGGCCAUUGCUGUGUGUCUGGUUGCCGUGAGCUUGGUGGCCGCUGCUCCUCAGAAGCAGUACACCAACAAGUUCGACAACGUUAACGUGGACGAGGUGCUGGGCAACGACCGAGUACUGAACAACUACCUCAAAUGCCUGAUGGAGAAGGGUCCCUGCACCCCGGAGGGCCGUGAGCUCAAGCGCCUUCUGCCCGACGCCCUGCAGUCCGAGUGCUCCAAGUGCACGGAAGUGCAGCGACGCAACUCCGAGAAGGUUAUCAACUUCUUGCGCUCCCACCGCGCCGGCGAGUGGAAGCUGCUGCUCGACAAGUACGACUCCAAGGGAAUCUACCGCGCCAAGCACGAUGCAGCUCUGAAGAAGCAGCAUUAACCGGAGCACCUCUCCAACGCGACACGCACUCAUUCGCACACAUGAAUCCUAAUUUAACUCCACAGAGAUCCACAGUAAAAUUAUAGUUUUUUAUACCUAAA